Trichophyton verrucosum HKI 0517 is the source of this 11655-nucleotide messenger RNA. Its product is annotated as LovB-like polyketide synthase, putative. The transcript has 5 exons. Gene Ontology annotation, molecular function: 3-oxoacyl-[acyl-carrier-protein] synthase activity; phosphopantetheine binding; oxidoreductase activity. Lineage: Eukaryota; Fungi; Ascomycota; Eurotiomycetes; Onygenales; Arthrodermataceae. Gene Ontology annotation, biological process: fatty acid biosynthetic process; secondary metabolite biosynthetic process. The record is from RefSeq and is a predicted model, not a curated record. Bases 1 to 11655 code for a protein of 3884 amino acids.
AUGGACACCAUGACUAGUACCUCAGGUGUUAACACCCCUUACGUCUCUGACAACGAGACCGUCUCAAGCGCUACUACUGCGCCAACUCCUCGCGAUGAUUUCAGCGCUGUGAUCGGCAUGGCCUGCCGUGUUCCAGGUGCUUCUUCUCCUUCCAAACUCUGGGAGAACAUCAUGACCCAGCGCGAUGUUCAGAAGAAGAUGCCUUCUGACCGCUUCAAUGUCGAUGCUUACUACCACCCUGAUGGAACCAACAAGGGAACCACCAAUGCCAAAUAUGGUUAUUUCCUUGACCAGGACCUUGGUCUUUUUGAUGCUGGCUUCUUCCACAUCUCUGGCAAGGAAGCUGAGGCCAUGGACCCUCAGCAGCGCCUCUUGCUUGAGGUUGUCUACGAAGCGUUGGAAAAUGCCGGAAUUACUCUUGACGAAAUUCGGGGCACCCAAACUUCUCUUUAUUGUGGUUGUUUCACCAACGACUACAACUCUAUGAUCACCAAGGAUUUGGAGUACUAUCCCAAGUACACCGUGACCGGAACUGGUGAUGCAAUUCUUUCUAACCGUAUCUCUUACUUUUAUGAUUUGCACGGUCCUAGCGUUACUAUUGACACCGCUUGCUCCUCUUCUCUUGUUGCUCUGCACCUUGGAAACCAAUCUCUUCGCAGUGGUGAAUCCGAUUUGUCCAUUAUUGUCGGGUCUGCUCUUCAUUUUGACUCAAAUAUCUUCGUGACCAUGACUGAUCUUGGUAUGCUUUCCGUUGACGGCCGCUGCCGUCACGGAGACAAGGCUGGUAGCGGUUACGUUCGUGGUGAGGGUAUCACCGCGGUUGUUUUGAAGCGGCAAUCUCGUGCUGAGGUCGAAGGAAAUCGAAUCCGCUCUAUCAUCAGGGCAUCUGGUGCAAACCAUGACGGAAAGAAGCAGGGGAUCACUCUCCCAUCUGCUCAGGCCCAGGCGGCUUUGAUUGAAAGAACCUACAAAGAGGCUGGCCUCAGCCCUGCUGAUACUCAGUAUGUCGAAUGCCACGGUACUGGUACCGCAGCUGGAGACCCCAGAGAACUCCGUGCUCUCAGCUCUGUUUUCGCUUCUACCCGUGAUGAGCCCCUCUGGAUUGGUUCUGUCAAGACAAAUAUCGGUCAUCUUGAGGGUGCCUCUGGAUUGGCGGGUAUCAUGAAGGCAACAAUGGCUUUGGAAAAACAUCAAAUCCCGCCAAACAUGCACUUCAACACCCCCAACCCUGAGGUCGAUUUCAAGGGAUGGAAGCUGCGCAUCCCUACAGAACCUGUUGAGUGGACGGUCCGCGAAGGUGUCGCUAGACGUGUCUCUAUUAACAGCUUCGGAUAUGGAGGCACCAACGCCCAUAUUAUCCUAGAGGAAUACAACCGCCCAUCAUCCACUAAGCUGGCUCUCCCAGAGCCUUACGCUGAGAUGACCAAGGAUCGUCCUUAUCUUGCACCGAUUACUUCCCACUCCGACAAAGCUGGAAAGCUGAUGGCUGAUAAACUUGCGGCUUACUUGGAGGCAAACCCUGAUAUCAGCAUUGCAGACUUUGCCACUACCCUUAGCAUAGAGCGAAGCAUGCAUGAUUUCCGUUCUUUUGCUUAUGGAGCAACCAAUGAAGCUGUCGUCAGCAACCUCAAGGAACCCCUACCAGUCGCUGCUUGGGUCAGCAAGAUGACUUCUGCUCCCCGACUUGGCUUUGUAUUCACCGGACAAGGUGCCCAGUGGUGGGGAAUGGGCCGUCAGCUUAUUGAAAUGAGCCCACUCUUCCGCCAAUCCUUAGAGAAGUGUGACGAAGUUCUCCAAGCUCUUCCAGAUAAGCCCGAUUGGACCGUUGUCGGCGAGCUUCUUCGAUCUCAAGAAGAUUCUCGCUUGGGUGAGACUCGAUUCUCUCAGCCAAUUUGCACUGCUCUUCAGCUUGCUCUGAUUAACCUCCUUGCUUCCUGGGGAAUACGCCCAACCGCUGUUGUUGGACAUUCCAGUGGUGAACUGGCUGCUACUUAUGCUGCUGGCAUUUUGUCCUUUUCUAAUGCCAUGGUUGCCGCUUACUACCGUGGUCUCUACAUGGGCAACGCAGCUGCCAGCUCUGAUAGCGUCCCCGGUGCUAUGAUGGCCGUUGGUCUCACUGAAUCUGAAGUUACCAAUGAGCUCAAGCCAUACGCUGGCCGCAUUGCAGUUGCUGCUAUGAACAGUCCUACCAGUUUCACUGUGUCUGGAGACGAAGAUGCCGUUGUUGAACUUCAAGCUAAGCUCUCUGAGCGUAAAGUCUUCGCUCGUCGUCUCCAGGUCGGCCAAGCUUUCCACAGUCACCACAUGCUUCCGCUUGCCCCUGGAUAUGAGCGUGCUAUGAAGAAUCACCCUGGAUUUUCUCCUCAGCCUCCAACUGCUCGCAUGUUCUCUAGUGUCACUGCCCGGGUUGCUGACUAUCAGUCCAUGGGACCAGCUUAUUAUGCCGCCAACAUGACUGGUCAAGUCAAGUUUUCUGACGCUCUUACCGGGAUUGUGCUCAAUGAGGAUGAUGAGCAAAAUAUUGAUGUUUUGGUUGAAGUCGGCCCUCAUCCUGCUCUUAAGGGACCUUCCAACCAGACUCUUAACUCGCUUAACAUCAAACUUCCAUAUCUCGGAGUUCUUGACCGUAAGGUUGCUGCUUAUGAUAGCAUCCUUAGCGCUGCCGGUCAGCUAUUUGCUAUGGGAUACCCUGUUGAUAUCCCUGCUGUUAACCAGGACAAAUACAUCGAUGCCAACAACAAUCUUGUUACCGUUGACAGUGGUAACAAACUUCUUGAAUUCCCUAGUUAUGCCUGGGACCACCAGAGAUACUGGUCCGAAACCCGUGUCAUCAAGAGCCACCGUCUUCGCAAAUUCAGACAUCAAAUUCUCGGUGCUCAGAUGCCCGGAUGCCUCGAAGACCGCCCUAGAUGGCGAAACUACCUCCGUUUGGCUGAGAUGCCUUGGUUGGUGGAUCAUGCUGUUUCUGGAAAAGUUGUCUUCCCCGGAGCUGGAUACAUUACCAUGGCCAUUGAGGCUGCUAUCCGCCUUGGUAAUCCUGAAGACCCGAUCAAAGAGAUCCACCUUCGUGACAUUGCUAUCAAGUCCGCUCUCAUGGUCAGCAACAGUGACUUGGGCACCGAAGUUUUGCUGGAACUUCGCCCAGCUACAGAAUCAGCUAAGACUGUUUACUCAACCUGGAAAGAAUUCGCCAUUUUCUCCUUUGAUGGUGACUCUAUGAGGGAGCACUGUACUGGUCUGAUUCAAGUUGAGAUGGGUGAAGAACGUCCCGUCCAUCGCAUUAAGCAGCGAGCUCCUGCUUCAGAGCUUCGAGCCAGCAGCAACAGAACCUUGGCUCACACGAAAUAUUACCAACGACUUGCUACCAUCGGCCUUCACUAUGGACCGGCUUUCCAGUGCCUUAGCGGGAAUGUGGAGUGUGGUAAAGGUUUUGCAACUGGAGAAAUCACCUGGGAGCCUAAGAGGGUUUCCACUGGUGAUGACUCCAGCGCCAGUGUCCUUCAUCCUACCUUCUUGGAUUCCUCCCUCCACCCAAUCUUCGCAGCAGUGGAAGGCCUCAUGGGCCACAGUAUUACGGAGUCCUUUAUCCCUACUUUCAUGCGCUCUUUGAGAAUUUCUGGUCUUCUUAACCGUAAGGAGUACAAAUGCGAUGGAUUCAAGGCCAACGUUGCUGUCGACAGCUGGAUGCACGGACCGCGUGUUGCCAUUAGCAAUAUUGGUAUUGAGUCCAAGGAGGGCCAGCUUCUUGCGGAUAUUGAAGGUCUAGAACUCACCAGUCUUGGAAGCGAUGCUGAUGACCAACAGAAGAGAACUCUUUUCUUCGGCAUCCAGUGGAAGCCGGCUUUCGAGUUCCUGACUCCUGCUCAAGCCCAGAACCUCAGCGUCCCUGAGAUUGUUGACCUCUACGUCCACCAGAACCCUAAUUUGAACUUCCUUCACUACUCUGACUCCCAUACCUCUACCUUGGACAUCCUGAACCAUCUUGGUGGCUCUAAUGGAGAGAGACGCAAAUUCGGCAAAAUGACUGUGGUGCCAGUUGGUUCAGCGGAGGAGGCAAGCUUCUCUCCCCUUGUUGAACGCUGGAAUGGCCUUGUUUCGCUCGAGGCCCCUCUUGAUGAGAAGUUUGAUGUGAUAAUAAUCUCCUCUUUAGCUGAAGCUGCUUCCAUUGAGAAUCUCAACGAGAACGGCCUUGUUAUAUCCCAUCCUGCAAAGGCUCCUACUGCUGACAACCUUAGACAAUUAUGGUCCACUUCGGAGGUAACCGUCUUGAAGGAUGGUGUUGAAUCAGUGUUCACUCCUGAGACUCUUACCAUUCUUAUGCCAUCUAAUCCAUCUGCAGAGACUGAAGCUCUCGCCAAAAGAAUUGAAUCGACCACCUCAGCAAAGGUUACCAGAAAAGACUUCCUGUCUCUCAGAAAUGGCACACGAAUGGACGAUAAUGUUAUUUCUCUCUACGCCCUCGAUGUAAACAUCUUCUACGAUGAGCCAUCCAAAGCUUUGAACGAAUUCAAGGCAGUCCAGUCCCUCACAAGCGAUGCAAACCGCAACAUUGUUUGGCUUAGCCAGGGUACCUUCAUGGAUUGCCCCUGCCCAGAGCAAGCUAUGUUCCCAGGCCUUGCUCGCUCUGUUCGUCAUGAAACUGAAGACUUGAGAAUUGCAAUUCUUGAUAUCACUAAGUCUGCUAAGGUUGAUCUCUCUGCCGAUCUCAUCCUCCGCAUCCUCAACCCAACCCUCCAUGAAGAAGAAAUUGCGCUUCGAAAUGGCCAAAUCCAUGUCUCCCGAUUGCACGCAAAUGAUGAGUUGAACUCUAAGAUUGCCGGAGGCUACAAUCACCAGGCCACAAUGCAACCACUUCACCAGAAGAACAGGCCACUCAAGCUCGUUAUUGGACGACCUGGCCUCUUGGAAACCCUGUCAUUUGCGGAUGAUACUGAAAUUACCGAUGAACCUCUCAAAGAUGACGAGCUUGAAAUCGCUGUUAAGGCAUCAGCUAUCAACUUCCGUGAUAUUGCUCUCAGCAUGGGUAUUAUUGAAGAUUACAAACUUGGAGACGAAUGUGCUGGUGUUGUCAUUCGCAAGGGAUCCAAGGUUUCGGACGAAGACUUCCAGAUUGGUGACCGUGUCGUCGCACUCCGCCCUGGUGAGGGUGCUCACCGGACCAUUGCUCGGAACCCAGCCUGUUAUUGCGCCAAGAGUGGUUCUCUAACCUUUGCACAGGCUGCAGCCUUUCCUCUGGUUCUCUCCACUGCGUAUUUCUCUCUUAUUGAGGCCGCGAGGCUUAAGGAGGGCGAGACCGUGCUCAUCCACGCAGCUGCUGGAGGUGUUGGACAGAUGGCCAUUCAGGUAGCUCAAUUAGUUGGAGCCAAGAUUAUUGCCACCGUCGGUUCUCAAUCCAAGAGAGAUCUCCUUAAGAACACUUAUGGCCUUACUGACGACCAAAUCCUCAACUCCCGUGACGACUCAUUCGUUGAGGGCGUCCACCGCCUUACCAACGGAUGGGGCGUGGACGUUGUCCUUAACUCCCUCGCUGGAAAGCUUCUCCAUGCCACAUGGACCUGUCUGGCUCCAUUUGGUCGAUUCAUUGAAAUCGGCAAGCGAGAUAUCCACCAGAACAGCAAGAUCGAUAUGGACCCAUUCAGAAAGAAUGCUACUUUCGCCAGUGUCGACUUGGUUACUAUGUUCAACUUGAAGAACCGAUCAAUUGCUACGAAAUUGUUCAAGGAAUGCUGCGAACUCUUCCAGCAAGGAAAGAUUCGCUCCAUCCCUACCGUUGAGCUCGAAUAUGCCGAGUGCGAGAAAGCAUUCCGCAUGCUCCAGCUUGGUAAUGUCGCUGGUAAAGUCGUUCUCGUUCCUGGAGAUGAUAACCAAGUCCUUGUACAGCCAAACACCAAUGAUAGCAAGGCAACUCUCAAGUCUGACAAGACAUAUCUCCUUGUUGGUGGUCUGGGUGGUCUCGGCCAGAAACUUGCUGAAUGGCUUUACCGCCGAGGAGCCCGGAAACUGGCAUUCCUUUCUCGAUCUGGUGCGGACAAGCCUGAAGCCAAGGCUGUUGUCCAAUGGCUUGAAGACAGAAAUGUCAACGUUCAAGUGUUCAAAGCCGAUGUAGCCAACUUCGAUGGAGUCAACAACUGUGUCCUAGCCAUCAAGGAUAACCUUGCGGGUGUCUUCCAGGCUGCCAUGGUUCUUCAAGAUUCGCCCUUUGACAAGAUGUCUUUCGAUCAAUGGAGAAUUUGCACCACCCCUAAAGUUAUGGGAACAUAUAAUCUUCACAAGGCUACCCUUGAUAUUCCUCUCGAUUUCUUCGUUUGUUUCUCCUCCCUUUCUGGAGCUGUUGGAACUAAGGGACAAGGAAACUAUGCUGCCGCAAACUCUUACAUUGAUUCCAUUUGCCGAUACCGACGAGAGAACGGCCUGCCUGCCACUACCAUGGAUAUUGGUAUGGUCGUUGGUAUCGGUGCUGUGUCUGAGGAUGCCCAGCUUCAAGCUGUUAUGGAGAGAGUUGGCUAUGACCCGGUCAAUGAAGAAGAGUUGUUCCAUCAGAUCGAAACAUCCGUUUCUUGGGACCAGUACAAGACUCUUGACAGCAAUGGCUUCGAUGCCCACCAAACAAUCACCGGUCUUAACAUGAGACGUCCUGACUACUACUGGACUUCCGGCCCACGCAUGAAGAACAUCUACCAGAACCAUGACUUCACUUCUUCUGGUAAUCUCGGCAAAGCCCAGAAGAGUGUUAUGGCCCUUCUUCGCGCCGCAGACACCGCUGAUGAUAGGCUCAAUAUUCUAAUCGAGGCCUUCAUCGAGAAGAUCGCCCUCAUCCUGUCUAUCGAUAUUGAAAACGUCCAACCUAGUCGCAGUCUUGCUGAUUACGGUCUUGACAGUAUUGUCGCUAUUGAAAUUCGUAAAUGGUUCUUCAAGACUGUUGGCGUUGAACUCGCCCUAUUCGACGUCCUUGGAAGCUCAAGCAUUCGCGGCUUGGUUGAAAAGGUGUCCGAAGCAGUUGUGUUGGAAGAGGCCGAGACCGAGGAUACCUCCAAGCAGCAAACCUCCUCGCGCACUGCUAGAUCAUCCAGCACCAAGAAUGCUGGAGAUCAUCCACUUGGUGAAAAAUCCUUCAAAGUUUCUCCUGGAGAUGAGGUUCCUAUGUCAACUUUCCAGAGAAGAUUGUGGUUCAUUCAUAACCUGAUUGAAGACAAGUCCUUCUUAAACUUGCCUCUAUGCGCCACUAUCAAGGGCAAGCCUGACAUUCAAGUCUUCCAGAUGGCUCUUGAGGAGCUCAAGCGACGAAAUGACGUUCUUCGCACUGCUUACUUUGAAGGAGAGUCCUUCGCCCAGCAGAUGGUUACCGAUGACUGCUCUGUGGAGCUCAACUUCCUCGAUUUCACUGAUGCCCACGAUGUUGAAGCCGAUAUUGAGGAUUUCAUUGAAGAACAAACCCAUGAACCCCUUGACAUUGAAAACGGCGAGAACAUUCGCUUUACUCUCAUCCAAACUGGAGAAGAGGAGUUCACAGUGGUCACUAUCGCCCACCACAUCUCCUUCGAUCGUGGUAGCAGUGAGUCUCUUCUAGACCAAGUUUGCAACCUAUAUAACUGCCUACGCAACGGUGACGACUUGGAUGGCGUUAAACAACCCGCAGCUUCAUACUCUGAAUUCACCAUGUGGCACAACGAACGCCUUCAGUCUGAAGAGCAACAAAAGGAUGUCGACUUCUGGAAGGCCAAGUACCAUGAUCUUCCCGGCCCUACUAAGCUGCUUCCAUUUGCAAAAGCAGAGCGACCAGAGUCUAACGACUAUAAGAGGAGCAUACACCAAGGCCUGCUAAAGAAGGGAGCCCACCAGAGAAUGAAGAGAGUCUGCGCCCGGCUUGGAAUAACACCUGCCCAGUUCCUCAUGGCCGCAUUCAGAGCUUUCAUCUACCGCUAUACUGAGCAGGAUGACUUGACUAUCCACAUGAUUGAUGGAAACAGACCUCACCCAUCCGUUAGCGACACCGUUGGAUUCUUUGUCAAUGUCAUCCCCGUCAGAUGCGCCACCAACAACGAUACUGACUUUGAGAGCUUCCUCCGCGAAAUGAGUGGUUUGAUUCUCGAAUCUCUAUCUCAUUCAAAUGUUCCAUUCGACCUUAUUGUCGAUGCAGUUGGUGUUCCAAGGAACCCUGCAUACUUCCCACUCGGCCAGGUUGUUGUGAACUACCAGAUGCAUGGAAAGAUCCCAACCUACUCUACUGAUGAUUUCAAUAUGAUUGAUAUCCGAGGAAAGGAUGUUCCCACUGCCAGCGAAAUGCAGCUCGAGGCCACCGAGGACCCCGAUGAGGGGCUUAAGCUUUCCCUCGAGUUCUCCAGCACCUUGUACGGCAACUCUGAAAUGGAGCGUUUCUUGGACAACUUCAUCGCCUUCAUGAACAGCGCCAUUCGCGACCAUCGCCAACCAAUCUCCGAAAUUUCAAUGGUCGGCCCAAAGGAGCUUUCUCACUUGAAGAACAAUUUCUUCGCCAUGGAUUUCACUGAGAACACCUGGGAGAACCAGUCUGUCGCUUCCCGUAUCAUGGACAUCGCGCGCCAAUACCCCAACGAUGUGGCCAUUGAGACCUCUAACGGAAGCAGUAUCAGCUACAAGACCCUCGUUGAGAAAGCGGAGAGAGUUGCGGCUGCAAUUGAAUCUAAGGGAAUUGAUUCCGGAUCUAAAAUUGGAAUUUUCUCGACUCCUGGAGUGAACGCUAUUUCCGCAAUGGUCGGUACUCUCUUUGCUCGCUGUGGUUAUGUUGCCCUCGACCCCAGCUUCGCUACUGAGCGUCUCUCUUUCAUGGCCAAUGACUCCGGAAUGAAGCUUCUUUUGACUGAAAAGGAGCUCGAGGCUAGAGCUAGAGAGAUUUCCAACAAGUCCAACUCCCCGUUGGACUCCGUUGUGAUGGAGAACAUCUCAGAAUCAUCACAGCCUAUUCAAGGGCCGCUCAAGACUGCGAACAAUGACCCAUUCUACAUGAUCUACACCUCGAUGCUCAGCACCUUGCAUCACGACUAUAAAUUUACCACCAAAGACCGUUUCCUUCAUCAUUCUUCUAUUUGUUUUGAUUUAUCUAUUGUUCAAAUUUUUUCUGCACUUACCUGCGGCGCCCGCGUCUGCGUUGCUACCGCUGCUACUCGAAAGGACCCUGUUGCUCUCGCCAAGUACAUGGAAUCCUCUCAGGUUACUGUUACCUAUUUCACUCCUACUCAAUUUGCCCUUCUCAUUGAAAACGCAAAGCCAUGUCUCCAGAACAUCCGCAAAUAUCGAAUUGCUUACUUCGCUGGUGAACGACUGCCAGUCCGCGUGGCCAGGGCCUUCUACGAUCUCGGAACCCCAGCUGUGGUCCUGAACACCUGGAGCCCCAGUGAGCUUGUGGUCCAAACAACCAUCCAACAGGUUGAAUACCCUAGCGAAGAUGAAGUCAGCAUCCCAAUCGGAUUACCUAUGGCAAACACACGACACUACAUUCUUGACAAGAACUGCCAACCCCUCCCUGAGGGGUUCAUCGGUGAGAUAGUUGUUGGAGGAGCUCAAGUUGGCCUUGGAUACCUUAACCGACCAGAAGCAAACCGAAGCUCGUUCGUAGCCGAUCCUUUCUGCUCCGAAGAAGACCGUCAAGCCGGUUGGACAAGAAUGUUCCGAAGUGGUGACAAAGGCCGGUUCCGCCCAGAUGGAAGCCUGGAGUUCCACGGUCGCAUUGCCGGUGACAAGCAAAUCAAACUUCGAGGUUUCCGUAUAGAUCUUGGUGAAGUUGAACAGAGACUAUUUGUGGAAUCCAAGGACGAAUCCGGAGAGCCACAGAUUGUCGAUCUUUCCGUCGUUGCCCGUUCGCCCACCACUGCUGAUUCUCAGGAUAUCACUGAUAACCGCCAACUAAUUGCAUUCGUUGUCACCAAGAAGCCAUUCGCCGACCAGAAGAGCAAGCAAGCAUUUGCGUUUGACCUGAACAACAAGGCAGGCCGCCAUCUUAAUAACUAUAUGCUUCCAAACGGUUACCAAUUCCUCGAUGCUCUCCCAGUCACCAUUGGUGGGAAAGUUGAUCGCCAACGUCUACUCAACUGCGACCUUUCCUUGACCUUCCCUACCGCCGCAACCGAGACGGUUGAAUCUCAAGCGCCAGCACCAAAUGAUAGGCCUGAUGAUAAACUUGUCAAUACCGUCUUGCAAGGCUUCCAGGAAAUCCUGAAGCUGCCCGAGGAUCAAGAAAUUGGAGUCAAUGAUAGCUUCUUUGAGCUCGGUGGCCAGAGUAUCCUUAUGCUCCGGCUGCAGGCCAGGCUCAAGCGUGUCCUCAAAGUCACUCCAACACUUGCAAUGAUGUUUGAAAAGCCGACCCCUAUGGGCAUUGCUCAUGCCAUCUGGAGCAAAUCCAAGGAUGCUACUGACGGCGAAAUCGACUGGGACAAAGAAACGGAAUUGAUUGACGCUCCUCAGUAUACCCUAGACCAAAGCCUACCCGACAUUUCCCCCUCUCAGAUUACUGAUGUUCUCCUUACCGGUGUUGAGUCCUUCCACGGAAUCCACAUGCUUGCUACUCUACUCCGUGAAAGCCCCCAGUUGACAAUCCAUGUUCUUGGCCUUGAGGAGCCGAUGACCUCCGAGGAUGUCUUCAAGGUGCUGGACCAGUGGGAUUUACUGCAGUUCUUCCCUGACCGCGACGCUGUCACUUCCCGUAUCCAAUGCGUCCCUGGUGCGAUGGCUCACCCACACCUGGGCUUAUCAACUCCCGACUUCAAGAAACUCGGGCAGACCAUCCAGGCCAUCUACAACUUCGCCUCUCACGUCUCUCUCCUUCAAUCCUAUGACGACCUUCGAAGCUUCAAUGUUGAACCCAUCCGCGAUAUCAUCGAACUCGCGACAUUUGGCAGGGUUAAGGUUCACAUCCACCACCUCUCUACCUGGUCUGUUAUGCACAUUCAAUCAUGGCAGACCACCAUCCGCAAGCGAAGAGGCCGCCCGGUUACCCAAGAGACCAGUGCCAGCCAUUUCACCCCCGAAGGCACUAGUCGCUUCGGCUACUUCAAAUCACGAUGGGCAUCCGAGAUGUUGAUUGAAAAGGCUGCGUCUCGAGGCAUUCCCUGCACCAUUUACCGUGCCUCUGCCAUAACUGCAAGCACGGAGACGGGAGGAAUCGAGCCGGACGACAGCUUUGCGCGCCGCAUGGUUCUCGGCAUCGUGGAGUCCAACGGCAUCCCCAAGAUCGGCCAGCGCGGCCUCGAGUUUGUGAUCGACUUUAUCCCGAUCGACUACAUGACCAAGUGUGUGCGUGCUCUGUCACUGUCUGACGGACUAAGCCGUCAAGAGAACGUUGCUACAAUCCACCACAUCACCAACCCAAGCCCAGUCAAGACCCCUCAACUAGUCGACAUGAUGGCUGAGAUCAAGUCUGACCCCAGCGUGAAGGCAGAGAUCCUAAGCAAGGACGACUGGCUUGACGGAAUGCAGCGUAUCGACACCGAGCCAGGCGCGGAGAUCCGAUGGACUGUGCUCAAGAGCUACUUCGAGGUCGGCCACAACAUGUUUGCGCUGGACCAGAGGAAGACCAAGGCGAUACUCAAGGAUCUGGGAGUCGAGCCCUGCUUCAGCAUCGGAGUUGAUGUCCUGAAGGCUGUUUAUGAGAAGGAGAAGAUGGCUCGCACGCCUAAGGCGUAG